AUGAUCCCCUUCGCGGUGCUCUUCGUUUUGUCUGUCUUUCCUUUUGUGCUGGCAGCUCCUCAGCCCCAACCUAGCCCCGACACCAUCCACGUCCCUCUUCUCAGACGCAACCCCCACAAUGUCGAAGACCUCCCAAAGGCACUUGCAGCCCUCAAAGGAAAAUACGGCAUCGGGUCGACCACCAAGAAGAGAGCAGGAAACUCAGCUUCUAUACCUAUCACCGACGAGCAAAACGACUCCAGCUACUCCGGAGAAAUCACUAUAGGAACGCCGCCACAAACCUUUCAGGUCAUUCUCGAUACCGGAUCAGCGGACCUCUGGGUCGUUACGACGUCAUGUACAGCCUGCACAUCGGACAUGACUACCUUUGACCCCUCCAAGUCAUCGACUUACAAGGUCUCUAACUCGCAACUAACAAUCACUUAUGGAUCUGGCUCGGUCAAGGGCACCGCCGCCCAAGAUUCAGUCGGCUUCGGUGGGUUCUCCGUACCGGGCCAAGUGUUCAUGUCAGCUACAACCGUCGUUGACAACCUGCUCGCGCCUGGUGUUUCGGGCAUCAUCGGUCUCGGUUUCCAACCCAUUUCUUCCCUCCAAACGUCACCCUUCUGGGAAACACUGUACAAUUCAAAUAUGUUGGCAGAACCUCUCUUCGGUUUCUACCUCGAACGAUGGGUGACUUCUUCCACUGUAAUAACAGACGCACCGGGUGGCUCUCUCACCCUUGGUGGAACUAACACCAGUCUUUACACCGGUAACAUCGAGUAUAUCGAUAUGCCUAGUGGGUCGACACCUUCUUAUUGGUUUCAACAAGUCAGCACUAUUACGGUCCAGGGCAAGACCCUUCAAAUAUCGUCCAGCCAAGGUCUUGCUGCCAUUGACACGGGAACAACCCUCAUCGGCGCUCCAACUUCCAUUGUGUCAGAGAUUUGGGCUGCUGUGUCCGGUGCAGAAGCCCUCUCUGGCCAGUAUGCUGGCAUGUAUGCUUUCCCAUGUACCACGAGUGUGACUGUUUCCAUCUCAUUCGGUGGCACAGACUGGCCUAUGAGCUCUGAUGACAUGAACCUGGGCGAAUUCGGCACCAACUCGGCUGGUACGCCGAUGUGUGUAGGAGGUAUCUUCGACAUCGGAAGCACCGUUGGCACCGGCUCGGGAGUUCCCUCAUGGGUCGUGGGAGAUACCUUUCUCAAGAAUGUUUACACCGUAUUUCGGGCUAACCCAGCCUCCGUGGGUUUCGCGGCGCUUGCGAGCGGGUUAGACACGAGUCCAAGUGGUUCCUCUGGCGCCAACCCAGCUUCUAUUACCGGUACAAACGGUCUUCCGUUCCCAACUCCAACGACCUCGAGCGCAUUGUCGUCUCAUAAACGUCUCUCGGCAUCCCUGGCCGCGUUCGUAACUCUUCUGGUGGGAUACGUUCUUGUUCUCUAA
Messenger RNA from Pisolithus orientalis, 1425 nucleotides. RefSeq names its product aspartic peptidase domain-containing protein. The transcript has 8 exons. Gene Ontology annotation, molecular function: aspartic-type endopeptidase activity. The coding region runs from base 1 to 1425 and encodes 474 amino acids. NCBI's taxonomy places the organism in Eukaryota, Fungi, Basidiomycota, Agaricomycetes, Boletales, Pisolithaceae. The record is from RefSeq and is a predicted model, not a curated record. Gene Ontology annotation, biological process: proteolysis.